UGCGUCUGCUCUUUGAUUGUGGUGCUAGCUGUUCAGUUAGCUAGCUAGGUACAGCCAUUAUAGAUACAAGUUGUCAACACGUUUCUCAUUCGGUAUCUAAAUCUAAACCUACCGCGACAAUGAAAGAUGUUACCGGGUACCUCAAAACGCAACAGAGCAUCAGUUCGACUCCGGAGAUGGCAUCGGAAUGGCACACACUAGAGGAGUUUUACAACAAAAAGUUGUGGCAUCAGUUGACCCUAAAGCUCACAGACUUUGUAAAAGACCCUUGCUUUGCCACAGGAGAUGGCCUCAUACAACUGUACGAUAACUUCCUCAGUGACUUUGACCACAGAAUCAACCCCCUGUCUCUGGUGGAGAUCAUCCUGUAUGUUGCCAGACAAAUGACCGAUCCUAAAGAUGCUAUCACUUUCCUUGAGAAGACUAAGGAGAAGGUGAAGAGCAACGAUGAGUCGGUCAUUCUGUGCAAGACAUCUAUUGGAGCCCUUAAACUGGAGAUAAAUGACCUUCCAGCCACAAAGAUAUUAAUUGAGGAGGUGGAGGAGACGCUGAAUAACUUGCCGGGUGUGACGUCAGUCCACGGACGAUUCUACGACCUGUCCAGCAAAUACUACCGCAUUGUGGGGAACCACGCCUCUUACUACAAGGACGCUCUGCGCUACCUUGGCUGUGUCGACAUCAAAGACCUGCCAGAGACAGAGAAGCAGGAGAGGGCUUUCACACUGGGUCUGGCUGGACUCUUAGGAGAGGGAGUUUACAACUUCGGAGAGCUGCUGAUGCACCCAGUACUGGAGUCCCUAAGGAGCACAGACAAGCAGUGGCUGAUAGACACAUUGUACUCCUUCAACGGAGGCAACGUGGAGAAGUUCCAGGCCUACAAGUCUGCCUGGGGAGCGCAGCCUGACCUGGCAGCCAACGAAGCCAAACUGAUGCAGAAGAUUCAGCUGCUGUGUGUGAUGGAGAUGACGUUCACUCGUCCCGCCAACAACAGACAGCUGACCUUCCAUGAGAUUGGACAGAGUGCCAAGAUCCCCGUGAACGAGGUCAGUUGGUCAUCAAUCCACCAAUCGUAUGUCACUUAUGACAAAUCAUUAAUAUCUGGAGGCUUCUUAUGAACAUAGGUCUGUAUC
Messenger RNA from Oncorhynchus masou masou (cherry salmon), 1130 nucleotides. Its product is annotated as 26S proteasome non-ATPase regulatory subunit 13-like. Gene Ontology annotation, molecular function: structural molecule activity. Gene Ontology annotation, biological process: ubiquitin-dependent protein catabolic process. The transcript is spliced from 9 exons. The coding region runs from base 120 to 1115 and encodes 331 amino acids. NCBI's taxonomy places the organism in Eukaryota, Metazoa, Chordata, Actinopteri, Salmoniformes, Salmonidae. The record is from RefSeq and is a predicted model, not a curated record. Gene Ontology annotation, cellular component: nucleus; cytosol; proteasome regulatory particle, lid subcomplex.